CUGCGUGAGCUUGCAUUAAUUGCUGUCACCUGAUGCGCCAUUAAGGUCCUAUUAAAUCGUUCGUAGGAGACAAUUCUGCGGUUUCUUUUCCUUUUGCUGUCUUUGAAGCAGCCCUGAGGAUAUUUCUGGUGAGAAAAGUAAAUGCGUUUUGAAAUAAUUAGCUGCACACGUGAUUCGUUAACGUAAACUUGUGUAGGCCUACAUUUCAGUUGUUUUUGUUUGGGUCAUCCAGUGUACUUUAACAACAUGAGCAAAACUGAAAAACCUCUUUCCACUCUUUGGGGUUGUGAACUCAAUGCAUUGAAUAAAGAAGAAUCAUUCAAGACAGAUGAUACGAACCACCAACACCAGUUGGCGUUACGAACGAUGUGUCUGGGUCACACCGCCAAAGAGGAGUUCAAUAUUAUCGAGUUGGUCACUGGCGAGGGCAGCAGUAGGACGAAAGCUGUUCCAAUAGCAACACUACUCAGAUCCAUGCCAACGGUCAAUCUGUCUGGUUUUGAUCUUCAUCCACCAGUGACUUUUCGACUGAAGCACGGCUCUGGGCCUGUGUAUGUCGGAGCGGAACAUGUGGCCUUGGAGGAGUAUUCUGAUGAAGAGUUGGAUGAGGAAGUAGAAGAAGAGGAAGAUAUUGAAGAAUCGCCAGUGAAGAAAGUCACUAAAAAUGGUGCUGGCAAGAGAAAGAAGCCAGAAAAGGCAGAAGAGGAGGAUACCUCAGAUGGGGAAAAUCCACCUAAAAAGGGUAAAGGAAGGGGACGAAAGGCUAAGGUGUGACCUUUGCAGCUUUGUCUUAUUACAGGUGUGGAUUGAGAAGUGCCGUGUUCCCAAAAGGGUUCUGUUAGACUUUGAGUUAAAAGCUCAACUUUUCCCCAUGGUCCCAAUGGAACUACACUGUAUGUCAAUAAAACUGUUUG
This is a messenger RNA of Xyrauchen texanus (razorback sucker), 914 nucleotides long. Its product is annotated as nucleoplasmin-like. The record is from RefSeq and is a predicted model, not a curated record. The transcript is spliced from 8 exons. Lineage: Eukaryota; Metazoa; Chordata; Actinopteri; Cypriniformes; Catostomidae. The coding region runs from base 247 to 774 and encodes 175 amino acids. Gene Ontology annotation, biological process: positive regulation of DNA replication; chromatin remodeling. Gene Ontology annotation, cellular component: nucleoplasm; cytoplasm; nucleolus. Gene Ontology annotation, molecular function: RNA binding; chromatin binding; histone binding.